Cryptotermes secundus is the source of this 2386-nucleotide messenger RNA. Its product is annotated as mediator of RNA polymerase II transcription subunit 15. The record is from RefSeq and is a predicted model, not a curated record. NCBI's taxonomy places the organism in Eukaryota, Metazoa, Arthropoda, Insecta, Blattodea, Kalotermitidae.
CAACAGGCUCAACAAACAGGGCAGCCAGGGCAAGACAUUUCUGCGCCUCACACUCCUCGAACGCCACCCUCUGUUCCUUCAUCUGUAUCUCAACCAGAUCUUCACAGUCCCCCUCCGACAGUGUCGCAGACUACUAAUAUUAACAGUCCAAAUCUUACUUUAGUGAUGCCUCCUCAACCAAUGGCUCAUGUUUCAGCAGGUCCACAUGUCUUGGGUCUUCCUUCAGUGUGUCAAAAUGGACAGACUUUACGGAUUCCUCGCCACGAAGAUCUUCAGCAACAACAGCACCAACAGCAGCCUUCAGCACAUCAGGAUCGGCCUGGUGGUUCUGGUUUGUGUGAGCCUGCUCCUGUCCUAGGAUGCAUGCUGCCUCCUAUGCCUUCUCCACAUGAUCCUCUGUUUCGUCAGCAUCACACAGACUUACUAAGAGGAGCAGGCUUAUACGCAGAGACAAGGGCUCCUGCACGCACCCAGGGUAAUCCUUCUGGGAUGCGUCAGGAGGUGGCAUGAGGCUACGAGGCGUGGGAAUCCACAUUACCACCAGACAGUGGUUUUUAAUGAUUGUUUUAUUUGACUGUCUACAUGGUGCUGUUUUGUAGUUUCUGAAUGAAGUUGCAAAGUAAGAUUGUUGCUGAGUUGUGUUCAAAGAACUAUGGUGUAGAAAACUACUAACAUCUUCUGUAAUCCUUCUCCCUUUACAUAUGUUAUUCAGUUACAACAAAUGGGCCAUAUAUUUUGUGUAUGAAUUUGUUGUGUGUUUCAGAGUGACUGGUUUGAAGUGAACUCAACAGCAUUGGUUAUUCAUGGCUGUUAGAACAGCAAGCAGUUAAAAUCCACGCUUAGACACCGUACCUAAAUGUAAUUUAACAUAAAUUUUGAUAGUGUUAUUUCCUCCAUAUAUCUAAUGCUUAUACUGCCAUGACUUUGACAGCUGAAAUUAACUGGUGUAUCCUUGCUACUGUAACAGUAAUUAUAUUACAAUGAAUUGUUUGGAUCAGAGCUAAGUAUGUUAAAACAAGACCAGCCAUAGGAAGAUGAGUUUGACAUUGAGGCAGAUGAGGCCCUAAAUGACAUCCUACUUACAGUCAGAAUUAAAAGUACUUUCAUAAUACGUAAAAUGUGAUUGUAGAAUUUAAAGGCCAGCAAGUUCUUCUAUAUUUAGUUGCAUAAUUCGUUUAUACAAGAAGUUUUGGAACAGUUUUAAAUACCACAUUUCUAACCUUGAUAGAAUAUUGAUCAUUGUAUCACUUUCAUGAAAAAUUAAAUGUAUUUGGCAUCAUGAUAUGGGGAACUUUAAUCGUGUUUUCUGCAAAAAAUAUGCAUUGGUUGAAAUAUUACUAAAGGGCAUUUUUUCUCAAUGUCAAUCAGUGAACCGUGUGGUGGAGUCUGCAGCACUAAUAUCCCUACUGUUUUGCUAGAUUGCAUAUAAUUUUAAUUGCAUUUUCCAUGCAGAAUUUUAUCAAGGGGCGUUGACACCUCGGUGUUCAUCAAGGAGCGCUGUGCUAGAUUAUGCAGAUAUGCAUACUGCAUUGCCACAUCUCAUUCAAAUUUAAUCUCAUUUUAUGUGAAAAUUGUGUGUGGGUUGAAAAUUAACAAGAGACAUUGUCUCAGUGUUCAUUAAGGAGGCUAUAGGUGGUGGAGUCCAUAGAAUAUUUCCACGUCAUGUUCAGCUGUAAUCAAACUUGACUUUCUGGAUAAAAUUGUACAUAAAUUUCACAAGUAAAUUUAGUAUUUUGUGUUGCAUUGUAGGUAGACUUAAAAAGAGUCAAAAUAAAUUUUUUGUAUUUAAGACAGUGCAAGUCCUUAGCCAUCUACAAGCCAAAAAAUAUAAAUAACACAUAGAAUAAUGUAACACAUUUUCAUGAAAGUUAAUAAUGCAUUCUAGAAAAAAGUAGAAUAUUUUCAUGAACGUAGAUGUGAAUGCCAAGCCGUUAUGGCUUUUUUACUCUUAAUGUUACUGACUUGGCAGCUGUGUGGACUAUUGAGGUGACAACACUAUUGGAACUAUUUAUCCAUUUAGAGACAUCUUGUGUCAUGCUAUUGAUCUUAGCAAUAUGAGAAAUUGUGCUUUCAGUUCUGUUAAUAUAAUCUAUUGGGUGAGGUCACACACUAAUACUUGACCCACUGUUUGAAAUUUCAUCCAAGCAAUUCACAUUGGGCAUAAUAACGAAGUGACAGCCUCAGAAUUUCAUAAGUAAUUUCAGUAAUGCAUCUGAGUAAUAAUUUUAUUUAUUUAUAAUUUAUUUAACCAAGCUGUCAGUAGCUCAGGCUGAAUUGGAUGGAAUGAUAGAAUGAUUGGUGGAUAAUGAACUGGUGGGAAUUUGGAAGGUAGUUAUGACCUAAAUUGAGGUACUGCCCCAGUGUUUUCCUGGAGUAACAGGAAAAU